Messenger RNA from Dermacentor silvarum, 1253 nucleotides. RefSeq lists its product as uncharacterized. The record is from RefSeq and is a predicted model, not a curated record. Lineage: Eukaryota; Metazoa; Arthropoda; Arachnida; Ixodida; Ixodidae. The coding region runs from base 316 to 969 and encodes 217 amino acids. The transcript has 2 exons.
UUCUAAGAGGCAACAAUAGCGACAAUUCUCGGCCAGGGUAAGAACGGCCGUUGGAAGAGGAAGCAAAAGCGGCCUCGGUCGCGUGCUGACCGCUUGAUUGGCGCAGAUCAGCCGUCGUUCAAGGCACCGCUCAGGCUCCCGGGCAGUGUAAGGGCAGGCAGCCGCGUCUCCCUGCCCCGGAACAGCCUCAGCGUCAGGGGGCGUAGGGCGUGCGGACUGCUUUGCCAACGACGGCCCCCCGUCUGGAGCGGUAAGCCCCACCGGUCUACGGGCGGGUUAGAGCGAACCCGGACCUAGGAGAAGACUAGCCGCACCAUGAGCACCACGCGGGUCAAGAAGAAAGGAGAGAAGACGGUGGUCUACAUGGACGGCCAGCAGCUUCAGGGCUCCGGAUCCAACAUCAUGAUCUCGUGCGGUCCGGGCGCGUCGCAGUCUCGCGGCACCGUCUACCAGAUGCCCAACUCGGGAUACGACGGCACCGCGGGCAUGGUGUCGUGCAUGGGUAGCCCCGGCUCGAGCUGCCGGACCACCGUGUCCCUGGAGAACAUGAACGACCAGCCGCAGAUCCUGCGCGUCGUACCGCGCGGCACCACCAUCCUCUUGGAAGAGGUCAAGCCACCGCCCAAGGCUCAGAAGUCCGGAAGCGCCGCGUCCGGCCGCUCCUCCAAGUACGGUGCUGCCAGGAGGGGAUCGCCGACCAUUCAGGUCGUGCAAGAGUGCGGCUCUUCAGCCGGCUACUACCCGCCUGCCCCGCCGCCCGCUGCCGAGCCGGGACCGGCCGAGCACUGCAUCGAGUGCCUCGAGGAGCUUAUCAAGCGCCGCCGCUCCGAGCGUCGUCACGACCGCGAAGGCCAGGCCGAGAUGCGAGUCACGGCUCGAAUCGUGGACGAGAGCAAGAUACCCGGACACCGAGGAGGUGGCUGCUGCCCCACCUGCGGCAACCCGAUGUCCGCGCAAGAACGUGAUUAGUGACGCUCGCCGCACACAGACCAAUCGUCGCUGCGAUUUCGCGGGACACCUAGGUGUCGUCAUCUGCAGAAUCGUCGUCAUCGACGCCAUUGGUUCUGCACCGUGUGCAAGGCCGGGGACGGCCUGUCAUUGGCGCCAUCCUUUCCAUGGUAGACCGGUUGUCGUCCCCUGAGGUCCAGGGCAUCGUGCAGAUGAGGGAGUCUGGUUUCCUCGAAGAAAAUUUUGAAAAAAAAAAGAAAAUUCGUAGCAUCGGUUCGUCUCAAUGCGGUGCCUGGUAUUCGUUU